AUGCUCACACUAGCAACCCUUACGGGUAGCACCCUUGCCCGGGGCCUGGAAGUCGCCCCUCCGAAAUCGCCGACCCUGAAGCAUGGCAUUCCACUGUUUAGGAAGCGCGGGAUCGUGGGCCGGCUGCGCCCCCCAACGGCUCUGUGCGGAGACGCAGUCUGGAUUGCCGUACAGUCCAGCCAGUCUGGGGACCUGCAGCCAUCUAAGUGGCUUACCGAUGCAGAACUGCAGCCCGCCCCAUGCCGGGACUUGUCUGCACUGCAUGGGCUAGCGGACAGUGCGGCUGCUGCACAAGACGCAGGCGUGAAAGGGGAAUCUGUCAAUGGGAUUGCACUUGUUCCAAGGAAACACUGCCAUAACAAACUAAUCCUUCAACAACGCGCUGCGCGCUCCCGUGAGCCGAAAGCCAAUGGGAGCCCCGGGCGGCUCGUGCCCGCGCACGCAAAGGGGGAGAGGGAGCGCAGAACGUGCGCGCGCCCUCAGUACCUCCACCGCUGCCUCCUCCUCCUCCUCUUCCUCCUCCUCCUCCUCCUCCUCCUCUUCCUCCUCCUCCUCCUCGUCCUCCUCCUCCUUCUCCUCCUCCUCCUCCUCCUCCUUCUUCUUCUCCUCCUCUUCCUCACCAUCACCACCACCAUCAUCUUCCUCCUCCUCCUCCUCCUGCUCCUGCUCCUGCCGCUGCUGCUUCUCCCCCCGUUCCCUUGGAGCGGACCAUCCUGGUGCCUCUUUUGUGAAGCGGCGGCUGAGGAGACCCCCGGACUCGCCAUGGCCGACGAAAAGCCGAAGGAAGGAGUCAAGACUGAAAACAACGACCACAUUAAUUUGAAGGUGGCAGGGCAAGAUGGUUCGGUGGUGCAAUUUAAGAUUAAGAGGCACACACCACUUAGUAAACUAAUGAAAGCCUAUUGUGAACGACAGGGUUUGUCAAUGAGGCAGAUCAGAUUCCGAUUUGAUGGGCAACCAAUCAAUGAAACAGACACACCUGCACAGUUGGAAAUGGAGGAUGAAGAUACAAUUGAUGUAUUCCAGCAGCAGACAGGUGGUGUUUACUAAAAAGAGAACCUGCAACUCUACUCCAGAACUGUGCUCCCAAGGAAAACAAUACAUUCACAAUUAGAAAACCAAGAUUUGGUUCAUCCACAUCCUGACUACUGCAGUAUAGUUUUCUCUCUUCUUUGAUUCCCUUCCCCCAUUCCUUUAUUGUACAUAAAGUAACUGGUGUAUGUGCACAGGCAUAAUGCGUAUUUUUUUUUAACUAAAUGGCCGAUGGUAUGUUUUGAUCAACAUCAAAUGGAGAUGGGGAGGGGAAAAAACAAACUGGUUCUGUGAAAAUAUCCCUUUUCUCCAUUAGUGGCAUGCUCAUUCAACUUUUAUCUUUAUAUUCCAGUAAGUUAUUUUGCUCUCACUGUUUAACAACAAAAAAAAAACCCACAAAAAAAUCCUUGCAUACCUUGUUUGAUUGGAUAAUUUCAAUGUUUUUCUUUUAUCAUUGUAAAACCAAGGACGAUUUUAUAACUUUUUUGUACGUAGCUGUUACAUGUAGGGCAAUCUCUGUCUCUCAGUAGGGAUAAAUUACUAUAAAGAAAUUGAUCCUAGAUAGUUUUCCCUUCAAGUCAAACAUCUUGUUGUUUAAAUAAACUUCUUGUUUAAAAUAAA
Dromiciops gliroides (monito del monte) is the source of this 1653-nucleotide messenger RNA. It is a transcript of the gene SUMO2, whose product is annotated as small ubiquitin like modifier 2. Gene Ontology annotation, biological process: protein sumoylation. The record is from RefSeq and is a predicted model, not a curated record. The transcript is spliced from 6 exons. Gene Ontology annotation, molecular function: protein tag activity; ubiquitin-like protein ligase binding. Gene Ontology annotation, cellular component: nucleus. The coding region runs from base 1 to 1050 and encodes 349 amino acids. NCBI's taxonomy places the organism in Eukaryota, Metazoa, Chordata, Mammalia, Microbiotheria, Microbiotheriidae.